AUGGUUGCGCGAUUCUUUUACGGGAACCCGAUAGAGGAGGAAGUCAACACGUUGACUUCCGAGGACGUACCGAACCACGAGCUCGAAAUUUCCAGCGCACUAAACUUUGCCGACAAGGUCCGCUCCAAAGAGUACAGCGCCAAGGAGGUGGCUCGUAUUCUACGUAAGCGCUUCGAGGUGCAGAACCCCAAUGUGCUCAUUCUGAACCUCAAGCUGACGGACAUAUGUGUCAAGAACGGAGGCAGCCUGGUCCAGCUCGAGAUAUCUAGCCGAGAGUUCAUUGACACCAUCGUGGGGCUCCUGGACUCCAAGAGCGGACGUGACUACGAGCUGCGGCAGCUUAUUUUGACCGUGAUCCAAGAGUGGGCCGUGGUGCUAAAGGACAACAACGAGAUGGGCUAUGUCGCUGGAGUGUGCGAGCGGUUGAAGCGGAUGGGGUACACAAUGCCCAAAAUCGAUGCUGCUGCGUCGACGGCCAUGGGAGACACAGCCAGUGCGCCCGAGUGGGAGGACAGCUCGGUGUGCCAGCGGUGCCGCACUGCCUUUUCAUUCACCAACCGCAAGCACCACUGCCGCCACUGCGGCAAGUGCUUCUGCCAGGACUGCUCGUCAAACAGCACGCCAAUCCCCAAGUUUGCCAUCUACGAGCCGGUACGCGUGUGCCAUGGCUGCUAUCUGCGCUUGAAGAAGAUUGUGCCUGCCGCCGACGAUCAGCCCUUGUCCAACGAUGCCAAGGAUACGACUGACUGGAGCCAGAUGGACAGAAAGACCAGCAUCCCGGCGAGCUCUGCGCCGGCUGGGACGCCUGACGUCAACGAUGAGGACGAAGAUCUCAAGCUUGCCAUCGAGCUUUCGCUCAAGGAGGCUCAGCAGCGGCCCAAUUAUGCAGAUUUCAUGCGGCCCACCACAACCACGGCUGCUGCUGCCUGCUGCUGCUGCUACCACGACUGCUGCUGCUACCACGGCUGCUGGUACUGCUUCAACACCCGCCUACACGUCACAGAUCACAUACCCGGCGCUGUCGAGCAGCGAGCCUUAUCCGCUGACCAGAUGAUCCUGAUCUGCGUGCAGCCUAUUGAAGCCUCUCUUCAGGAUAUCAAGAGCAGCACUGCUGGACCCGACUAUCUCAGCGCACCAGUGCAGCCAGCACCUGUCUACGCUGAGACCCACCACAGCUUGGACUUCAUGCCCCAUGUGCAGGAAGAGGACAACGAUGACGAAGAGCCGCUGACAUCCGACGAGCGCGAGAACGUACAGCUGUUCGAGUCCCUGUUGACUCGCAUCCGCGACAGUGGCCAGGAUAUUCGCCAUGACCCUCAGAUCCAGUACCUGCACGAGAGCAUUGAGCAACUUCAUCCCAAGAUCACUGAUGCGGUUGACCACGUUGACCAGAGACACAAGGGAGCUUAUUAAGCUCCAUGACCGUAUCCUCACUGCGAUCCGUAUCUACGACCAGCUACUGGACAAGCGGCUGCGCUCGAGCUCGUUCCUCUCUACUGGCAUAGCGCCUCUAGGCAUUGCUCCACACACGCCCGCUCCUACAUCGAUGUAUCCGACAAUUCCCCCCCAGUCGCCGCUGCCAGCAUCACACCAGUCAUUCUACCAGCCUCCUUCUGCCCAGCCCGCGUACUUGCCGUUGCCUCAGCAGCAGCAGCACCCGACUCCUUCCCAGCCCCAGCACCCAGACUACCUUCCCCAGAGCCCUCAAGGACCUGUACCUGUCCAGUACACGCAGCCACCGCCACAGCAACAGC
Molecule: messenger RNA, 1754 nt
Organism: Linderina pennispora
Lineage: Eukaryota; Fungi; Kickxellomycota; Kickxellomycetes; Kickxellales; Kickxellaceae
Exons: 4
Coding region: 1-1413 (470 amino acids)
Molecular function (GO): phosphatidylinositol binding; ubiquitin binding; metal ion binding
Source: RefSeq, a predicted model, not a curated record